AUGUCAUCUAUUAUCUAUUCGCGGUCACAUUCAUCAUUGUCCAAACCUCCUAUUCAAUUCAGUUUCGUACCACCAAAAUUACCGGUGGAAUCGGAACAAUAUGGCCAUCUACUUAUUGAAUAUGUUUCGUCUAUGUGCAUGGCAUUCAAUAUUCAAGCUAUGACAUAUAUCACCACACUUGAUGGUUAUCAUCGUAUGGAUAAUUUAGACAUGCAACGUGAAUUUCUUACCAUUGAUGCUGAUCGACAACGACAAACAACGUAUUUAACCAGUGAACUUUUGAAGGCUACUCAUCGAUUUAAUCUACGAGGUGCAAUUGAAUUUAUUCGUGAACGAAUAAAAUCCCAAUCAUCAUCAUCAUCGUCUACUUCACAUUCAUCUCCGACUUCUGCAAGCGUCAUAGACGAGCCGAUGCAAAUGUUAUUAAAUGAUCAUGAAUUUUAUCAUGAACUUUCACAAGCAGUACUUUCGAAUCAGAUUGUCUUCAAUGAUAUUCAACGUUCGAUGGUGGGAUUAUAUCAUUCAUUAAGUAAAUACUUUCAUUCUCAACAGACAUGCGAAAAUAUUGUAAUUGAUGCUCGUUUACUUGCUCCCUUUGAACAGUUCGUGAUUGGUGUAUUAUUUAAACGAUUUAAUAUUCCAUCGAUAUAUAUUGAUAAGGACGGUAAUAUGGCUAUGUUUCCCUACAAUCUCAAAGAUAUAUCAUCUGACCAGUAA
Rotaria sordida is the source of this 717-nucleotide messenger RNA. The record is from the annotation of a GenBank genome assembly. NCBI's taxonomy places the organism in Eukaryota, Metazoa, Rotifera, Eurotatoria, Philodinida, Philodinidae.